UCACACUCAGCUGCACAUCGUCAUCAAAAGAAAGAGACAAAAGAACCGAGGACAUGGCUGGCGAGGAUCUGAUUGCCCAAUUCCAGGCGCUCGGCAUGAGCGAGCAGAAGGCGAAGGAGACCCUGAAGAAUGCCAACGUGACCAAGAACCUCCAACUGGCUUUGGCGGCGGCGGGCAGCGCAGCCUCCCUCUCCGACGGCACCGGCAUGCUGAUCUACCACAUGGCCACCAAACUGAAGCCGCAGACGGCGGAGCAACUGCCUCUGCUGGUGCGCUACAUCGUGGAGCGCAAGCUGGACAACACGCAGCGCGUGGACGCCGCCCUGGAGUACGUCCUCAAGUGCGGACAGAGCCUAAAAGCGAACAUCGAUGUCCAGGCGCUGGAGAAGGAGUGCGGCGUGGGUGUGGUGGUCACGCCGGAGCAGAUCGAGCGCACGGUGCAGGCCAAGAUCAAGGCCAGCUACAGGGAGCAACUGCUGGAGCAGCGCUACCACUUUAACUCCUUCAAAAUCCUGCAGGAUGUGCGCGGGGAACUAAAAUGGGCGGAUGCCAAGUCCGUAAAGGCGGCCAUCGAUGUGGAGAUCUUCGAUUUGUUGGGCCCGAAGACAGAGGAGGACCUGAAGCCACCCUCCAAGGCGAGUGAGAAGCCCAAGGCAGCGAAACCUAAGGCGGAAGCAGCUCCAACUGAAGCCGCCUCCGAUGGAGCCACUACCAUUGCCGAACUGAUGAAGACCAAGGUGCACUUCCAUGCGCCCGGCGAGAACUUCAAGGCCGACGGCUAUGUGGUCACCGAGCAAACGGAGCGCCUGCUCAAGGAGCACUUGGCGCGGACUGGAGGCAAGGUGCACACGAGAUUCCCGCCCGAACCGAAUGGCAUCCUGCACAUCGGCCAUGCCAAGGCCAUCAACAUCAACUUUGGCUACGCGGCGGCCCACGAUGGCGUGUGCUACCUACGCUACGACGACACCAAUCCGGAGAAGGAGGAGGAAAAGUUCUUUCUGGCCAUCAAGGAUAUGGUGGAAUGGCUGGGCUACAAGCCCUACAAGAUCACCCACUCCUCGGACAACUUUCAGCAGCUGUACGAAUGGGCAGUGGUGCUAAUCCAGAAGGGAUUGGCCUAUGUGUGCCACCAGAAGGCCGAGGAGCUCAAGGGAUUCAAUCCGAAUCCGAGUCCCUGGCGAGAGCGUCCCAUUGAGGAGUCGCUGCGUCUGUUCGAGGACAUGAAGCGCGGCAAAAUCGACGAGGGAGCGGCCACGCUGCGCAUGAAGGUCACGCUGGAGGAGGGCAAACAGGAUCCGGUGGCGUAUCGCAUCAAGUUCAUUGCCCACCACCGCACGGGCUCCGAUUGGUGUAUUUAUCCCACGUAUGAUUAUACUCACUGCCUUUGCGACUCGCUCGAGGAUAUUAGUCACUCGCUCUGCACCAAGGAGUUCCAAUCGCGGAGGUCCUCGUACUACUGGCUCUGCAACGCUCUGAAUAUCUACUGCCCGGUGCAGUGGGAGUACGGCCGGCUGAACAUGAACUACGCUCUGGUUUCCAAGCGCAAGAUUGCCAAACUGAUCACCGAGCAGAUUGUCCACGACUGGGAUGAUCCUAGGUUGUUUACUCUGACGGCGCUGCGCAGGAGGGGCUUCCCCGCCGAGGCUAUAAAUAAUUUCUGCGCCCAGAUGGGCGUCACAGGGGCACAGAUUGCCGUGGAUCCAGCCAUGCUGGAGGCGGCGGUAAGGGAUGUACUCAAUGUUACAGCUCCUCGGCGUUUAGUUGUCCUGGAACCGCUGAAAGUAACCAUCAAGAACUUCCCUCAUCCGGCGCCCGUGCAGCUGGAAGUUCCCGACUUCCCGCAGAAUCCACAACAAGGCUCCCACAAGAUCACCCUAGACAAGGUGAUCUACAUCGAGCAGGGCGACUUUAAGCUGGAGCCGGAGAAGGGUUACCGACGGCUGUCUCCCAAGCAAUCAGUGGGUCUUCGCCAUGCAGGACUCGUUAUCAGCGUGGAGGAGAUUGUCAAGAAUCCGACGACGGGGGAAGUAAUCGAACUCAUUUGCAGCAGCCAAUCCGCCGAGCAGGCCGAGAAGCCCAAGGCCUUUGUCCAGUGGGUCUCGCAACCGAUUCAACUGGAGGUGCGCCUCUACGAGCAGCUCUUCAAGCACAAGAAUCCCGAGGAUCCCAGCGAGGUGCCCGGCGGCUUCCUCAGCGACAUCAGCGAGCAGUCCAUCGCGGUGGCGGUGGCCUUUGCCGAUCGGGCGCUCCAGCAGGCCAAGGUCUACGAUAAGUUCCAGUUCGAGCGGAUUGGCUUCUUCUCCGUGGAUCCAGAUACCACCAGGGAUCACCUAGUGUUCAAUCGCACCGUGGGUUUGAAGGAGGAUGCGGGAAAGAAGUGAUCCACUCAGAAAGGAACAACAAAAUCCGUAUCACAAUAAAAUUCGAUUUAUAAAAUCAA
Messenger RNA from Drosophila takahashii, 2440 nucleotides. RefSeq names its product Glutaminyl-tRNA synthetase (gene GlnRS). Gene Ontology annotation, biological process: glutaminyl-tRNA aminoacylation; translation. Lineage: Eukaryota; Metazoa; Arthropoda; Insecta; Diptera; Drosophilidae. The record is from RefSeq and is a predicted model, not a curated record. Gene Ontology annotation, cellular component: cytosol; aminoacyl-tRNA synthetase multienzyme complex; cytoplasm. Gene Ontology annotation, molecular function: ATP binding; glutamine-tRNA ligase activity.